AAGUGAGCCCUUAUAAGAGCCAACACAAGCUUCUCUGGAUACAAGACAUUUCCUCCAAGGACUUGACGAAAUACUGAAUGUGAACAGUGAGUCAGUUGAGGGUAGCAGCAGCAACCAUGAGAUUUCAAGUUCUCUUCUUCCUUCUGCUCCUCACCUGCAUGUACCUGAGUCUGGCACAAGGCUCGUUUGGUAACUGUUGCCUGGGACAUGUCCAGUCAAUGAAGGAUAAGGCAAAGAGAAACAUCGAAAGUUACAGGAUGCAGGAAGUAGAUGGCGAUUGCAACAUCCGCGCUGUUGUGUUCCUUAUGAAGAAGAAGGCCUCACAUCUUAAACAGCGGACCAUCUGCACCAAUCCGCAUGACCUUUGGGUCCAGGAUCUGAUCCGGGCUGUGGAUAAGCGAAUUUCCAAAUGAACAUAUAAAAGAAAAAGCAAUGGAUGGUAAAAGAAAAGAAGAAACCGGGAGAAAGGAGAGCAACUGUUUCACCUCCUUGUCGGGCAUCAUAUUUCACGCUGGACCACAUGGAUUGUAUUUUCGUAGAUUAGGUAUUUCCUGUUUCUGACAGACAAUGUUUCACAUAUAAUCAGUUAACUACUCAAACAUACCAUAUGGCCAGAAAGUAUAGCCAGUCUUGCAAAAUUCAUUUAUAUGAGCCAUUGCUUUUGAUACUGUUCACUCUUCAAGUAGAACCUGCUAGUAAUGAGCCACUAUAAGGCAGCUUUGAAAUGUAUUUCAAGUGUGCGUGCGUGCGUGUGCGUGCAUGUGUGUUUGGAGUUUUUUUACAGAAGUUUUUCACAUAUUUUUGUAUUCACACUGUAACUGCAUUUUGAGUCUCUCUCUAUCAAAUAAAGAAAGCAGCAAUUAAAACAAAGGCUCCUCUGUGAUACUAGAUCAUCUGAUGAUCUAGUAUCUAUCACUAAUGUUCCAAAUGACGCUGUUUUCACUUGUUUCAUUCCUGGUUUACUUUAGGUAGAAAAUGUAGCCGCACCAUUUCCCAAUGAGACAUUUUCAUUAGAUGUUACUGACAAAGAGCAGGUACAGCUGUGUUCCAGUAAUGAUUAAUUUUGUUUGGAUCAACUUGAGGCAUUAACUAACAACAAUGUUCAGUCAUCAGUUGGUCAACAAGCAGUUUUCAGUGUUUUCAUGAGAACAUUGGCUCAUAAGGAAAAAUGUGCAUGAUUUUCAUCUGUCCAGGCCAAAAUGACUCAAUUAAAGUUUAAUCCCACA
Messenger RNA from Solea senegalensis (Senegalese sole), 1226 nucleotides. RefSeq names its product chemokine (C-C motif) ligand 25b (gene ccl25b). The transcript is spliced from 5 exons. Gene Ontology annotation, biological process: neutrophil chemotaxis; G protein-coupled receptor signaling pathway; cellular response to type II interferon. Gene Ontology annotation, molecular function: chemokine activity; CCR chemokine receptor binding. The record is from RefSeq and is a predicted model, not a curated record. Bases 117 to 413 code for a protein of 98 amino acids. Gene Ontology annotation, cellular component: extracellular region. NCBI's taxonomy places the organism in Eukaryota, Metazoa, Chordata, Actinopteri, Pleuronectiformes, Soleidae.